This is a messenger RNA of Adelges cooleyi (spruce gall adelgid), 813 nucleotides long. RefSeq lists its product as uncharacterized. Gene Ontology annotation, molecular function: protein binding. The transcript is spliced from 6 exons. The coding region runs from base 1 to 813 and encodes 270 amino acids. NCBI's taxonomy places the organism in Eukaryota, Metazoa, Arthropoda, Insecta, Hemiptera, Adelgidae. The record is from RefSeq and is a predicted model, not a curated record.
AUGAAUGGAAUCAUUCAGGAUCUGAUCAUGUACGUAAGAGUUUCGAGUGAAGGAAAUGUUCAAUAUACGAAUAUAAAAUACAUCCAACAGAAUAUUAGUAAUAUAACAGACACCAUUAAUGGGCUAGCAUUUGAUACGUUGUACAGAGUCGGCGUUGUAUUAUUAUCAGAAGACGGGAAUUUUAACGAAGAAAUAAAAACAGCUCAGUAUAUGACCACAUGUUAUGAACCGGUUGACGUUAUUUAUGACUUGAUGCUACAUAGCAAUGAUCCAAAGACAAUAACCGCAACUUGGAAAAAGCACACUCGACGAAAUGAGACCGAAUGCAAAAUAUACUAUCAUUUAACACUUAAGUUUAACCAUACCAUAGUGUCUGAAAACCAAAUUAGUGAAGUUCCGAAUAUGGUUAACUUUACAAAUGUAUUGCCUGGUUAUCUUUACACUGUUGAAAUUCGAGCGUAUACAGCAUUAGGAGCAAUAAACCUGACAGAAGUAGCUCAUACAAGCACUGAACCAAACAAAGGUAAUAUUAUUAUAAGAAACAUCAUAGGUAAAGCUGAUGCUUUUAACCAAAGCGUUCGUUUGACAUGGGAACUUGCAAAUUCAUUAAUAGGAGACUCAAUAAAUUACACCAUUAAAUAUAAGAAUUUAGAAAAUGAUACCCAAACGGUAGAUGACACAGAAAUUAAUACCAAGGAGUAUGUUAACCUUAAUCCAAACACAAAAUACGAGAUACAAAUUUACAUAAAAAAUAAUAAUGGAUAUAAUCCCGAUUACAUGCUAGCGAUACCAUUUAAGAUGAAAGCACAUUGA